Messenger RNA from Trichoderma gamsii, 6285 nucleotides. Its product is annotated as L-aminoadipate-semialdehyde dehydrogenase. The coding region runs from base 1 to 6285 and encodes 2094 amino acids. Gene Ontology annotation, biological process: L-lysine biosynthetic process. The record is from RefSeq and is a predicted model, not a curated record. NCBI's taxonomy places the organism in Eukaryota, Fungi, Ascomycota, Sordariomycetes, Hypocreales, Hypocreaceae. Gene Ontology annotation, molecular function: L-aminoadipate-semialdehyde dehydrogenase [NAD(P)+] activity. The transcript is spliced from 7 exons.
AUGCUGCCAAUCAGCAAAAUUACCGCAGCUAUCGCUUCUGCCACCCAAGAGACAAGUUUCGCGCUCGCCAAUAUCAACUUUGACUUCUCAAUUUGUAAGUUUGAAGCACCAGAGGAAUAUCGUGGUGUUGGACAGCAUCUGUCACAGCGUCGACGAAGUGCUGCUGAAGAUGGCGAUGAGCACAUAUUCGCCCGCAAACUUGGGGCUCUAUUUUCCCAUAUUCUCCCCUCGACGCCGGAGUUAGUGACGGCAUAUGGAAAACGCUCAUCACAAAUAACAGAAGUAUUGAGCAAAAAAGGCUCGAAUAACGGCCCCUUCCAAGAUUGGGUGGGGCCCGAUGGAACAAGCAUAUGGGCUGCUGCAACGUCUGGUCCCGGGGCGAUUGCGGACCAUCUACUUGCUUGCAUGUUAGCAAGGAUAUGGCCAGCUCGUGAAGCAGUUGCCAUAUGGGAGGAGAUCAUCGCUGGAAGAAAGGCUGAACUUUUACGGAUGGAUCAGACAGAUCCCUCGUGGGUGUCCGCGAGCCUGGCAGCACGCAUCGAAAUCACGUACGAUCAAAUAAGUAGCUGGGACGCCAGUGCCAGAUCAUGGCUUCAGGUGGCUGAUACAGCAAAACUGCGACAGCAAAAGCAGCUGGAGUUGCUUGCGUCAAACAUUACGAUUCCAGCCUCAGGUUUAUGGAAAACCUUGUAUCCGGACUCCCGCAGUCGGUUCAAAGUGGGCUCUGAAGUUCUCGCGCUCACAUCUUGGCAUCUAUACCCUGAUAUUUCCGUUCUUGGCGGCGGCAACUCUGAUCCCGUACCUCAAAGGGAUGAGCUCAUCCCACCCGGGGCGAAAAUUACCCUCGGGCAGCUAAGCUGCUCACCCGACCGGCAUGGGGAGGUCUUUUGGUCUUUACCUCUCGCCUAUCUAAAGUACUACGGGGAUCCAGUCGUAUCAUCAAGCAGUAUAGGCGAGACGUCAUCUCGCCUUACUCUUUCGGAAUUCUUCUUGGUGGUCCUAGGCUCUGUAUUUUCUGGCUUAGGAAUACAGGGAGCCGAUAUUGACAAGGCCUGCGAUCUCUUCAUCAAAGUCACCGAGCUUGUUCAGGCUGCUAGUUCUCGCCGUUCUCUUCAGCAACCGCAGCCUUGGAUGGAGUACCUGGCCGAAGCCGCAAAGGACUAUAAAGAAUCCAGUCCUAAUAAUGAACAUAAACUGAGCUUAAUAAUGCGUGGACACCGACGUUACAAGAAUUUCCUCGCAGAGCCGACUAGAGAGCCGAGCCCACUCUCAAACUUGUUUGACGCCAGUACAUUGCUGCGCCUAAUGACGGAACUGAAGCAUAAAAUAAAAUUUCUCAGGCUUUUAGCUCAGGACUUUAUCAUGCAGCCAAAUGCUUUGCUAAUUCGAUACCCGAAACCCAGGAGCGAAUUCAAAGUUGACGAGCCCUUCGAGGCUAUGGACUUUUCGGAGCAACAGGCUAGACUUUUUAGGGACGUGAAUGAUACACGUACCUGGGGGUAUGCAACUGCCAAGGUUCGCAGCCAAAACCCCGAAAAGGAGAGGGUGACGCCUAACUCGGGUGUUGGUGAACACAUUCGAUGGAUGAGAAGUUUAGGGAGCAAACACAAAGGCGAGGAAGUCAGAGACUGGCCUAUGAUUCAAAUAUGGGGCCGCGGCAAUGGCGAAUUCAGUUGGUAUCAGAAAAUUCUCGGAGACCCUAAUGAUGUAACCCUUCUCAAACGGUGUGAUGCGGAAGUCGUUGACUCAUCAAAGGUUAAUAUUGAUGUCUUGCUGCUGAUAUUGAGCCACGGCUGGGUCGACAAAACCAGACUCCGACAGCUUCUAGACAAUCGCGGCUCACUCCAUCACAGUUCCACACAGUGGUUGGAGUCUUUAAGAUAUCUCGCUGCUGCCGCCGAUGUGUACAAAUUGAUGCCCAGCGCGACUAUCUCAGUUGGUGUCUUUUCCAAACCUCUAGUCGAAGCAAUGUGGAUGAAAGGACUUUCAACGAGCUCGAAGAGAUCCAACCCGGGAACAGAUACGCGCAUUAAGGAGCUGUGGGACAAUGGGUCAUUUAUUGCCCGAGCUUCCUUGGACCCUAGACAGCUUUUCAAGAGUGGUUCUGAUCUAUCACUGGGAGUAAACGGAUUCCCUGGGAUAUACAGAGGACUAUCUGAAAGAAAUAUCAAAGACACUUCUAGAGAGCAUCAUCGGAAGCGCAUCAAAUACGAAGCGGAAGUACCCGAGGUCAACUCAAAAGAACAGGAGUGGGAGCCAUAUUUCAAAUCGUGUGAAAAUAGGCUGCUAACCUAUGAAUUGAGUCGUCCCCAGACCUUUGCAUGCAUUGCAAUGUUUGAAAACCGAGACGUCAAUCUACACCCAGAAAGCCUGCAGAAAGUUAUGGCCUUGUCAGCAGGCAACUCCAUCUAUGUAGCCAUGCCACUGAUAUGUGAUCCAUUCGAGCGUCCAAAGGAGAACGAGGUAAAACACAUAAUCGGCAACAUCGGUAAACCAGGUGUGAGUUUUAUGAUACCGCCUGUUCCUUCGAAGAGACGGGUAGUCGACGAAUUCAAAUGGAGAAACGCGACACAUGCCCUAUUUGAUGGCCGAUUGGACGAUGCAUUCAAAGACACUUCUCUUCAUUUGUCUUUUACGAAAUACAAACUACCAGUCAAGUUUUCUCAUGGCUAUCAGAGUGUUGAAGGCAACUUCGUUGAGACGCUCAUCUCUGUCUUCGAUAAGCAGGAAUGGGUUGCAGAUCUCGACAUCUUGAGCGCAAUUGACGAGUCAAGGUGGGAGCCCGCCAUGGGGCUUCCCGAUCCCACCAUCGGCCUCGAUUGGAGCGGCUACAUCGGCGCCAUCCACGAGAUAUUCCACAAGAAUGCUUUGAAGAAUCCGGACGCGCCGUGCGUCACGGAAACGGCCUCCUCCACCACGCCCGAGAGGAGAUUCACCUACAAGCAGAUUUACGAGGCGUCCAACAUCCUGGCUAACCAGCUCCAUGACGCUGGCAUCACCAAUGGCGAUGUUGUUAUGAUCUAUGCCUACCGUUCCGUCGAACUUGUCAUCGCCUUCAUGGGAACCCUCGCCGCCGGUGCCACGAUUACUGUAUUAGACCCCGCGUACCCGCCGGCGAGACAACAGAUCUAUCUUGAAGUCUCACAACCGAAAGCCCUGAUCACAAUUGGCAGAGCCAGGGACGAGAACGGUGCUUUCGCGCCGCGUGUCCAGAAGUACAUUGACGAGGAAUUGAGUCUCAAAAUACGAGUCCCCGAGCUACGGAUGAGCGAUGAUGGCCAUCUCACCGGUGGCGAAGUUGACGGAAAGGAAGUUUUUACCGACACUGAAAGCAAAGCAUCAGCGCCUCCAGAUGUUCUGGUGGGACCGGACUCUACGAGUAUCCUGAGCUUUACCAGCGGCACGACAUCCACACCCAAGGGCGUGUUGGGCAGACAUUACAGCUUAACCAAGUACUUCCCGUGGAUGGCCAAAACUUUCAACUGGACCUCGGACACAAAAUUCGCUUGUCUAAGUGGUAUAAGCCAUGAUCCCAUCCAGCGGGACAUUUUCAGUCCGCUGUUCAUGGGCGGAGAGCUAAUUUGCCCUGCUCGCGAGAAUAUCGCCCACGAAAGGUUGGCUGAGUGGUUCCGCGACCACAAACCCAACGCGGUCCAUUUGACGCCCGCGAUGGGCCAAAUCUUGGUCGGUGGUGCUAAGGCGGAGUUCCCCUCAUUGAAGUGGGUUCUUUACGUUGGUGAUAUUCUAACCAAGAAGGAUUGCGCUGCGCUCCGCAAGCUGGCGCCCAACGCGGAGAUUUGCGCUGCGUAUGGUACCACUGAGACGAGCCGCAGCGUAUCAUACUACCACAUCAAAAGCCACGCCGAAGAUCCGAAUGCAUUGGAUCAAUUUGGCGAUAUUGUUCCUGCCGGAAGGGGCAUUGAGAACGUCCAGCUCCUCGUAGUCAACCGGGAAGAUCCAACCAAGCUUUGCAGCGUCGGUGAGAAAACCAAGGAAAAGUUCGUCGACAACUGGUUCGUCGACAACCAAAGGUGGGUCGAGGCUGAUGAUAAAGUUGCCGAUAACGCCAAUCAGCCCUGGCGAAAGUAUUACAAAGGCCCACGAGAUAGAAUAUACAGGAGCGGUGACUUGGGGUAUUAUUUGGACGAGUCUGGUAAUUGUGCAAUUACAGGCAGAGCUGAUGAUCAAGUCAAAGUCCGUGGCUUCCGUAUCGAGCUCAAUGAGAUCGAUAGCAACUUGAGAGGGCACCAUUUAGUCCGCGAGUGUAAGACGCUGCUUCGAAGAGACCGAAACGAAGAGCCAACACUGGUCAGCUACAUUGUGCCUGAACACCAAGAGUGGCUCAAGUGGCUAGCAGAACACGAGCUGGAAGACACUGAGGAGCUGGGUACCGAGAUCGGACCCGUCAUUGUGUAUUCUAAGCGCUAUCGACCAAUGCAAACGGAGCUUCGGGAUCAUCUCAAAUCUCGGUUACCAGUUCACGCUGUGCCGACUUAUCUCAUCUUCCUGAAGAAGAUGCCUUUGAACCCCAACGGCAAAGUUGACAGCCCAAACCUGCCGUUCCCGGAUGCGGCCCUGAUCUCGGAAGAGGCUUCAGAGGAGGAUCUGAAGAGAUGGGAAACGCUCAGCAGCACCGAAAAGGAACUGGCGGAGCAGUGGGCAACACUCAUCAAUGGUGUAAAUGCCAAGACUCUGCAGCCCGAGUCUGAUUUCUUUGAAACUGGUGGGCACAGUCUGCUGGCCCAGCAGCUUCUUCUCAAUAUCCGCAUGAAUAUGGGGACCAACUUGUCCAUCAGCUCAUUGUACUCGAACUCAUCCCUCAGGGCUCUCAGCACACAGAUUGACCGCCAGCGUGAGGGCAAGAGCGAUUCGGGCGCGACAGAGGACGGCGAGGCUGCAUAUGCCCAGUCACUUGACAAGCUGCUCGGUAGCCUCGAUGCCAAGUAUCAGACGGCGGAUCCUGCGGCACUCUCGCCGGCAGGCAAGACGACCGUCUUUGUGACUGGCGCCACGGGUUUCUUGGGCUCUUACAUCGUCAAGGAUCUGCUCGAGCGCGAGAACGUACACGUCAUUGCCCAUAUCCGUGGAACCAAGGGCGUCUCGGCCGCCCUCGAGCGGCUCCAGAAGUCCCUCCGCGGAUACAGUGUAUGGCAGGAUUCUUGGGCCACUAGGCUCAGCGCAGUCAUUGGUGACCUGACACAGCCGCGUCUUGGACUUGAUGACGACACAUGGAAGAUGCUUGGCGACGCUGUCGAUGUGGUUAUCCACAACGGCGCCCUCGUCCACUGGGUAAAGCAGUAUAAGCAUCUCGAGCGUAGUAAUGUUCUAUCAACAAUCGAUGCCCUGCGGCUUUGUAACCAGGGCAAGCCCAAGCUUUUCUCAUUCGUUAGCUCAACAAGCGUCCUAGACACGGAUUACUAUAUCAACCUGUCACAAGAGCAGACCAGCACUGGACAAGGCGCUGUCAUGGAAGCAGAUGACCUGAUGGGCAGUCGCAGCGGUCUCGGCACCGGAUACGGCCAGACCAAAUGGGUAUCUGAACAGCUUGUCCGCGAGGCUGGCAGACGCGGCCUCCUCGGAUCUGUCGUCCGACCCGGCUAUAUCCUUGGAGACGCUGCCACCGGUGUGUGCAACAACGACGACUUUCUCAUCCGCAUGCUCAAGGGCUGUAUCCAGCUGUCUAGCCGUCCACACAUUAUCAACACAAUCAACGCCGUGCCUGUUGGUCACGUCUCUACUGUCGUCGUCGCAGCCAGCUUCAACCCCGUCCCAGCCCAAACUGUAAACAGCAACAGCGGCAGGGGCGACGUCGGUGCCCACGUUAUCCACGUCACUGCCCAUCCUCGCCUGCGCAUGAACGAGUAUCUCUCCAUCCUGAGCUACUACGGCUACGAUGUUCCCGAGGUGGACUACGACCAUUGGAAGGCUCAGCUCGAGACCUUUGUCUCAGCAGGUCCUGUCCAGAAAGACGAGGAACAGAACGCUCUAAUGCCUCUUUUCCACAUGGCGACAAACAAUCUUCCCACAAACACCCGCGCGCCGGAACUAGAUGAUCGUAAUGCUGUUACUGUCCUCAAGGCCGAUGCAGACCGGUGGACAGGUGUCGAUGAGAGUGCUGGAGAGGGCAUUAGCAGGGAAGCUGUUGGUCGCUUCUUAAGAUAUCUUGCUGAAACUAAUUUCCUGGCGUGGCCAACAAAACGAGGUAGGGAGCUGCCGGCUAUUAAUGCUGAUGUUAUUGAGGCGCAGGCAAAAUGGGGUGUUGGAGGACGUGGUGGUGUAGCAUAA